CAACAAACGUUUCCGGUUUUAGCCGUGACCGAGAAAUCAUCUGAUAAUUUUCUCACGCAUUAUGUGAAAGUUAGAUAAGAUAUUUUGUUAACUAGCAUAUUGCUCGCUAUAUUUUGUUUCUAUACAUUAUUGUGCACGACUGAAGACAAUGAAAGACAGUCGUGUUUGAGGAGAAGCGCUUAAACUGUCCGUGACAGUGUUUUCAUAUUAGACUCUUAGAGCACCGAGUUGUGAAGGAAAUGGCACAAAGCAGAUUAAAAGAAGAUGAAGUCGACACCCGGCGUUCUUGUUGGGUUUGUUUUGCCACUGAUGAUGAUGACCGGGAUGCUGCAUGGGUGCGCCCAUGUCGGUGUAAAGGAACGACAAAAUGGGUCCAUCAGAAUUGCCUGCAGCGGUGGAUAGACGAGAAACAAAAGGGAAAUAGUACAGCCAAAGUAGCCUGCCCACAAUGCAAUACAGAGUACAUGAUCAUAUUUCCUAAAUUAGGUCCGAUUGUGUACAUAAUGGAUAUAGCUGACAAGAUCAUCUACAAGAUGUGUCCAUUUGUGGCUGGUGGCAUUUUUAUUGGUUCAGUCUACUGGACAGCAGUCACGUACGGCGCCGUCACCGUCAUGCAGGUGCUGGGACACAAGGAGGGGCUGAAUGUGAUGGAGAGAGCAGAUCCUCUGUUCCUCCUUAUCGGAUUACCCACAAUCCCUGUGAUGCUGAUCCUGGGAAAGAUGGUGCGCUGGGAAGACUAUGUGCUCCGGCUGUGGAGAAAGCACUCCGCCAAACUGCCUCUCCUCAACUACCUGUUUCCUGAUGAGUAUUCGCGGCUGACCCGCGUCCCGGCUGAGACUGUGCCGCUGUCCGACCCCAUCUCUGCCACACGGGUGCUGUGUGGGGCCCUGAUCAUGCCCACCAUUGCAACCAUCGUAGGCAAACUCAUGUUUGGGUCUGUGGAAUCCAAUUUCCAGAGGACUUUACUAGGUGGUAUAGCAUUUAUCGCCAUCAAGGGUGUUCUCAAGAUUUACUACAAGCAGCAGCAGUAUCUCCGGCAGGCCAACCGCAUCAUCCUGGACUUCCCUGAAGAAACAACAUGUGCAGCUCAGACGCCGCCACAGUGAGCCCGGCUCCAGGUGACACUGGAGCCAAACAAAAGCUCCAUGGGACACUGGAGCCAAACAAAAGCUCCAUGGGACACUGGAGCCAAACAAGUGGACUUUGUGUGGAGGGAUACACGGAUGAUGUAGAUAUUUAACUUGUGAUGUAUAUUUUGUAAAUAAUGAUCAUCAGGGACUGAUCUAGUGACAGACAUUGUCAAGUUUGAACUUGAGUGUACACAAACAGAAACACUGCCUUCUGUGAACAGACAUGCAGACACAGGCAUGUUUUGUGUGAACCCGUAAUUUAUCUCUGUCUUUUUCGACAAACUGACAUAUACGCAGACAUAGGCAGAAACUUCAGAGACACCCAUAAUUAGUUCUCCCGACUACAGACAUCAAGUCACAUACACAACAAGAGGUUAACACAUGGACACUGAUUGAUAUGAUGCCACAGCAGGAUGCAGGGAUGAUCCACAGCAGGAUGCAGGGAUGAUCCACAGCAGGAUGCAGGGAUGAUCCACAGCAGGAUCCAGGGAUGAUCCACAGCAGGAUCCAGGGAUGAUCCUUAGCAGGAUCCAGGGAUGAUCCACAGCAGGAUGCAGGGAUGAUCCACAGCAGGAUGCAGGGAUGAUCCACAGCAGGAUCCAGGGAUGAUCCACAGCAGGAUCCAGGGAUGAUCCACAGCAGGAUCCAGGGAUGAUCCACAGCAGGAUCCAGGGUGGCAUGACCUCUUCCUUUCAAUAGUUUUGUUGAUUUGUCAAUGAUUGCUGCAAAUUUUGUUUUUUGAUUAGCCCUAUUUCAAUAUUCCUAGAUUACGAUAUACACAUCAGCAUAAAGACUGCUGUAAAGAUAUAAAGAAUAUUGUAAGAGAGACUCACACACAUUCUGGAAGUGGUGGGAGAGUAAAAAACAAAACGUACAACACUAUGGAUAACAAAAUGAUUCAUUGCAUAAAGCGACGUUUAAAUGUAGAUUCGUACACUGUUAUCAAGCUACACACACGCAAAAAGAGGGGAAACACACUCACACAUAAUCAGGCAUGUCCUCAGACACACAUAGACAUGAUCAACCACAGUCACACGUAUUGAGCUACACACAUGAUCAGACACAUAUUAAGACACAUAUUAAGACACACAAAUGAUCAGACACAUUAAGACACACACAUAUUCAGCUUUACAUAUUAAGACACACAUGAUCAGACACAUAUUAAUACACAUAUAUGAUCAGACACACCUAUUAAGACACGCACAUGAUCAGACAAACAUAUUAAGACACACAUAUUAAGACACAUAUUCAGCUUCGCCUAUUAAGACACACAUGAUCAGACACAUAUGAUCAGACACAGAUAUUAAGAUACAUGUACACCUAUUAAGACACACAUGAUCAGAUACAUAUUAAGACACACACAUGAUCAGACACACAUAUUAAGACAUGCAUGAUCAGACACACAUAUUAAGACACGCAUGAUCAGACACACAUAUUAAGUCACACACAUGAUCAGACACACAUAUCAAGGUACACACAUGAUCAGACACACACCUACAAAGGCUGACAUUUUGUGAUAUGCAGGACAGUAUUCCUCCCUGUGUGGGGUUCCAAGUACAGCGAUGGCUGCGUUGAUAGUCCCGACUGUGAAAGAUACAGACGAAUGUGUCUUACACCGGAAUAUGUAAUAGCACCUGACACAGGCAUAUCAAUAUUCAAGAGUCCUGUUGUUAGUUACUGACGUUUGUGGGCUGUGUAUUUGUCUGUCACCUUUCAUUGUAUAACAAAUAAAACAUUGUGGGGGUUUUAACACCCAUUUACAGAGAAA
Molecule: messenger RNA, 2898 nt
Organism: Haliotis rufescens (red abalone)
Lineage: Eukaryota; Metazoa; Mollusca; Gastropoda; Lepetellida; Haliotidae
Product: E3 ubiquitin-protein ligase MARCHF5-like
Exons: 6
Coding region: 240-1106 (288 amino acids)
Molecular function (GO): zinc ion binding
Source: RefSeq, a predicted model, not a curated record